UCCCGGACAGAGCCCGUCCAUCGAGAGAGAGAAACAAGUGGCUUAUUGCAACGCAAGGAUUACAAGAACAACAGGAGGUUUAGCGGCUACCACAGGCUCACUGUCGCCGUCCUCAGUUUCAUCGCCAGCACUGGCUGGUUUCGUGCUUUCGUUGCUUUGGAUAGGACGUGCCAUAUCUCUGUUGGCCUGCUGCGGCUGUCUUGAAGUUAUUGGAGGUUUCAUGUCCGACAGUGGUGGAACAGGAGAUGAUUUUGUUGUGGCAGGUGUGGGAUUGAGAGUCGGCUUCGGCACUGGCUUCGGCACUGGCUUCGGCACUGGCUUCGGCACUGGGUUCGGCACUGGCUUCGGCACUGGCUUCGGCACUGGGUUCGGCACUGGCUUCGGCACUGGCUUCGGCACUGGCUUCGGCACUGGCUUCGGUACUGGCUUCGGCACUGGCUUCGGCACUGGCUUAGGCACUGGCUUAGGCACUGGCUUAGGCACUGGCUUAGGCACUGGCUUAGGCACUGGCUUAGGCACUGGCUUUGGCACUGGCUUAGGCACUAUCCUAGUGGGGUCGGGAGCCGGCUUUGAAGACGACUUGGGAGUAGGAUUUGCCGGUUGUUUUCUUGAGUCUUUUGUUGAAGACCUAGGUGGCGUCAACUUGGUGCUAUUUGUUUUCAUUUGCGUUGUAUAUUUACCUUGAACGUAUUCGGUUACCGCAGUCUGCCUUAUGUUGAUAAUGAGUCCCAUCGGUAAGUCGCAAACCUCCACGUUUACUUGCUCAACUCCAUAACAAUUGUAAUUACGUUCAAUUAAAUUUAAACCCAUCAAUCAAUAGACUUCAUAUAUUUUCAAACCAUGUUCUACAGUAAUAAUUAAAACCAACAAAUACAAGUCCUUACAAACGUCAGUAAACGAAGUGAAGUGAACGUCUGUAAGCUUGUACGCGUAAAGUUUGGGAGUCAGCAUCAUACGGUUUUAAUAACUGUAUGUUGAAUACACCAAAAAGGCCAGAAA
Daphnia magna is the source of this 999-nucleotide messenger RNA. RefSeq names its product period clock protein-like. The record is from RefSeq and is a predicted model, not a curated record. The coding region runs from base 221 to 685 and encodes 154 amino acids. Lineage: Eukaryota; Metazoa; Arthropoda; Branchiopoda; Diplostraca; Daphniidae. The transcript has 5 exons.